UUCUGCAUAGGUGCUUUAAAGACCCUUAUGAAACAGCGCUCAGCCGGUGCAUUUCUGGAGCCUGUAGACCCUAUAGCCUACAACAUUCCGGAUUAUUUUGAGAUUGUAAAAAAUCCAAUGGAUUUGGGAACAAUUAUGAAGAAGCUACGCAAUGGAGAAUAUGGGACAAUUCUUGAAUUUUCUGAAGAUAUACAGCUCAUGUUCGAUAACUGCUAUUUGUACAAUAAUGCGGGGGAUCCUGUUUGCUGUGAAGCAAAGAAGCUUGAAGAAGUUUUCCGGAAAUGCAUGAAAAAAGCACCCGCAUCCGCUGUAAACUUGAAUAUCGUAUCGCCAGAGCCGUUUGUGAGCACAACCCCGAAAGAGAGAUCAGCUUCUAUUUCUAGUGUACCAGAAACAAUGUCAGAAACAGAAUUCAAACAUUGUGAGACGGUUAUGAAGGAGAUGAAGAAGCAUAAAUAUCACGAUUACAGCUGGCCAUUUGUGCAGCCUGUGGAUGCAGAGGCAUGGGGAGCAAUAGACUAUCAUGACGUUGUAAAGGAGCCUAUGGACAUGUCUACCAUCGAAAAGAAACUUUACGAACACCAAUAUCAUAAUGAAGAUGAAUUCAGAUCAGAUUUUACACUCAUGUUUAAAAACUGCUUUGCAUACAAUCCACCUGAUCAUCUUGUACAUAAGAAUGGAAAGAAGUUUGAGGAA
Messenger RNA from Phycomyces blakesleeanus NRRL 1555(-), 696 nucleotides. RefSeq lists its product as hypothetical. Gene Ontology annotation, biological process: regulation of DNA-templated transcription; chromatin remodeling. Gene Ontology annotation, cellular component: chromatin; nucleus. The transcript has 2 exons. The annotation marks the transcript as partial. The record is from RefSeq and is a predicted model, not a curated record. Lineage: Eukaryota; Fungi; Mucoromycota; Mucoromycetes; Mucorales; Phycomycetaceae.